UUACGGAAAUGGAUGAAUACGGUUUCCAAUGGAGCCUUCAAGACCGUACAGCUGGCGUCGGGCACGAAGGGCUCUAUGGUGGUCCGAUGGCCGGCCAAGCGCUUCGUUCAACUGUGUGAUGGUGACGAGCCUCGGGGGCACCGAUUGUACAAUGCCUUGCAUAAUAUUAUGGAGGAAGUUACCAAGUUGGGGGAAAUGCAGAGAAA
Molecule: messenger RNA, 206 nt
Organism: Perkinsus marinus ATCC 50983
Lineage: Eukaryota; Perkinsozoa; Perkinsida; Perkinsidae
Exons: 1
Source: RefSeq, a predicted model, not a curated record